GGCGCGCGCUCCAGGCCGAGGGUGUGUGGGCUGGGGAGGGAGCCAGGCGGCGGAGGCGGCGGCGGCGCCCCAGACCCGAGGGGACGCGCGGGCCUUGCGCCGCGGGAGCGGACGGCGGCGGAGGAGACCCUAAGCUCGCGGCCUGAGGCGGGAGGGCUCGGCUUCUCGACUGCCCGCCUCCGAGGCCGCCGGCCGCUUCUCUCUCCCGGAGUGGCCGCCGCCCCUGGAGACUCGCCGUGACACGGGCCUAAGCCGCCGCCGCGGGCGUCCUGACCGCUCGGACCUGUCGGACCAGGCCGGGUGGGAGCGAGCUUGCGGGCAGGUGCCGCUCCCGGAGGGUGGGCCGGAGGCGAGGCGCCCACCGCGCGGCUCGCGGGCCGGGCUUGGCAAAGGGGCCGCUCGCGCAGCACCCCCACCGCGGGCCGGAGCCCGGGUCGCCGCCCCGCCUUCUCCCGGGACCGCCGGGCCGGAGCUGCGGGGGCCGAGGGACGCCGCGCCCGCCGCCGCCAGCCGGGCUCGCGCGGGAGAGCAGGGAAGAGAAACUUUGCCUUUUAUUGUUUUUAGUCCUUAAGUGCAAGGAACUCUGUGUUGGGAGGAAAAAUGUCCUUCUUCAAUUUCCGUAAGAUCUUCAAGUUGGGGAGCGAGAAGAAGAAGAAGCAGUACGAACACGUGAAGAGGGACCUGAACCCCGAAGACUUUUGGGAGAUUAUAGGAGAACUGGGCGACGGAGCCUUUGGGAAAGUGUACAAGGCCCAGAAUAAAGAGACCAGUGUUUUAGCUGCUGCAAAAGUGAUUGACACUAAAUCUGAAGAAGAACUUGAAGAUUACAUGGUAGAGAUUGAUAUAUUAGCAUCUUGUGAUCACCCAAAUAUAGUCAAGCUUCUAGAUGCCUUCUAUUAUGAGAACAAUCUUUGGAUCCUCAUUGAAUUUUGUGCAGGUGGAGCAGUAGAUGCUGUGAUGCUUGAACUUGAGAGACCAUUAACUGAGUCCCAAAUACAAGUAGUUUGCAAGCAGACUUUAGAUGCAUUGAACUACUUACAUGAUAAUAAGAUCAUCCACAGAGAUCUAAAGGCUGGCAACAUUCUCUUUACCUUAGAUGGAGAUAUCAAAUUGGCGGAUUUUGGAGUAUCAGCUAAAAAUACGAGGACAAUUCAAAGAAGAGAUUCCUUUAUUGGUACACCAUAUUGGAUGGCUCCUGAAGUAGUCAUGUGUGAAACAUCUAAGGACAGACCUUAUGACUACAAAGCUGAUGUUUGGUCCCUGGGUAUCACUUUAAUAGAAAUGGCUGAGAUAGAACCACCUCAUCAUGAAUUAAAUCCAAUGCGAGUGCUGCUAAAAAUAGCAAAAUCUGAGCCACCUACAUUAGCACAGCCAUCAAGAUGGUCUUCAAAUUUUAAGGACUUUCUAAAGAAAUGCUUAGAAAAGAAUGUGGAUGCCAGGUGGACUACAUCUCAGCUACUGCAGCAUCCCUUUGUUACUAUUGAUUCCAACAAACCCAUCCGAGAAUUGAUUGCAGAGGCAAAGGCUGAAGUAACAGAAGAAGUUGAAGAUGGCAAAGAGGAAGAUGAAGAGGAGGAAACAGAAAAUUCUCUGCCAAUACCUGCAAGUAAGCGUGCAUCUUCUGACCUUAGUAUCGCCAGCUCUGAAGAAGAUAAACUUUCACAAAAUGCUUGUAUUUUGGAAUCUGUCUCAGAAAAAACAGAACGUAGUAACUCUGAAGAUAAACUCAACAGCAAAAUUCUUAAUGAAAAGCCCACCACUGAUGAACCUGAAAAGGCUGUGGAGGAUAUUAAUGAACAUAUUACCGAUGCUCAGUUAGAAGCAGUGACUGAACUCCAUGACAGAACAGCAGUAAUCAAGGAGAAUGAGAGAGAGGAGAAGAGGCCCAAGCUUGAAAAUCUGCCUGACACAGAAGACCAAGAAACUGUGGACAUUAAUUCAGUCAGUGAAGGAAAAGAGAAUAAUAUAAUGAUAACCUUAGAAACAAAUAUUGAACAUAAUCUAAAAUCUGAGGAAGAAAAGGAUCAGGAAAAGCAACAGAUGUUUGAAAAUAAGCUUAUAAAAUCUGAAGAAAUUAAAGAUACUAUUUUGCAAACAGUAGAUUUAGUUUCUCAAGAGACUGGAGAAAAAGAGGCAAAUAUUCAGGCAGUUGAUAAUGAAGUUGGGCUUAGAAAGGAAGACACCCAAGAGAAAUUGGGGGAAGACGACAAAACUCAAAAAGAUGCGAUCAGCAAUACAAGUGAUGUGAUAGGAACAUACAAGGCAGCAGAUGUGGCUCAGAAAGCGGAUGAAGACAGUGCUGAGGAUACGCAGAGUAAUGAUGGGAAAGAAGUGGUUGAAGUAGGCCAGAAAUUAAUUAAUAAGCCCAUGGUGGGUCCUGAGGCUGGUGGUACUAAGGAAGUUCCUAUUAAAGAAAUAGUUGAAAUGAGUGAAAUAGAAGAAGGUAAAAAUAAGGAACAAGUAAUAAACAGUUCAGAGAACAUAAUGGAUAUCAAUGAGGAACCAGGAACAACUGAAGUUGAAGAAAUCACUGAGUCAAGUAGCACUGAAGAAAUGGAGGUCAGAAGUGUGGUGGCUGAUACUGACCAAAAGGCUUUAGGAAGUGAAGUUCAGGAUGCUUCUAAAGUCACUGCUCAGACAGAUAAAGAGAAAAAAGAAAUUCCGGUGUCGAUUAAAAAAGAGCCUCAAGUUAAUGCAGUUUCACAGCCCACUGAACCUCAGCCUGUUCUAAUACCCAGUAUUAAUAUCAACUCUGACAGUGGAGAAAAUAAAGAAGAAAUAGGUUCUUUAUCAAAAACUGAAACUAUUCUGCCACCAGAAUCUGAGAAUCCAAAGGAAAAUGAUAAUGAUUCAGGCACUGGUUCCACUGCUGAUACUAGCAGUAUUGACUUGAAUUUAUCCAUCUCUAGCUUUCUAAGUAAAACUAAAGACAGUGGAUCGAUAUCUUUACAAGAAACAAGAAGACAAAAGAAAACAUUGAAGAAAACACGCAAAUUUAUUGUUGAUGGUGUAGAAGUGAGUGUAACAACAUCAAAGAUAGUUACAGAUAGUGAUUCCAAAACUGAAGAAUUGAGGUUUCUUAGACGUCAGGAACUUCGGGAAUUAAGAUUUCUUCAGAAAGAAGAGCAAAGAGCCCAACAACAGCUCAAUAGCAAACUACAGCAACAACGAGAACAAAUUUUCCGGCGCUUUGAGCAGGAAAUGAUGAGUAAAAAGCGACAGUAUGACCAGGAAAUUGAGAAUCUAGAAAAACAGCAGAAACAGACUAUCGAACGCCUGGAACAAGAGCACACAAAUCGCUUGCGAGAUGAAGCCAAACGCAUUAAAGGAGAACAAGAGAAAGAGUUGUCCAAAUUUCAGAAUAUGCUGAAGAACCGAAAGAAGGAGGUUAUAAAUGAAGUGGAGAAAGCACCCAAAGAGCUGAGAAAAGAGCUCAUGAAACGCAGGAAAGAGGAGCUUGCACAAAGCCAGCAUGCUCAGGAGCAAGAGUUUGUUCAGAAACAACAGCAAGAAUUAGAUGGCUCUCUGAAAAAGAUCAUCCAGCAGCAGAAGGCAGAGUUAGCUAAUAUUGAGAGAGAGUGCCUGAAUAACAAGCAACAGCUCAUGAGAGCUCGAGAAGCUGCAAUUUGGGAGCUCGAAGAACGACACUUACAAGAAAAACACCAGCUGCUCAAACAGCAGCUUAAAGAUCAGUAUUUCAUGCAAAGACAUCAGCUACUUAAGCGCCACGAGAAGGAAACAGAGCAAAUGCAGCGUUACAAUCAAAGACUUAUUGAGGAAUUGAAAAACAGACAGACUCAAGAAAGGGCAAGACUGCCCAAGAUUCAGCGCAGCGUAGCCAAGACUCGAAUGGCUAUGUUUAAGAAAAGUCUGAGAAUUAACUCAACAGCCACACCAGAUCAGGACCGUGAUAAAAUUAAACAGUUUGCUGCACAAGAAGAAAAGAGGCAGAAAAAUGAGAGAAUGGCUCAGCAUCAGAAACAUGAGAAUCAAAUGCGGGAUCUUCAGUUGCAGUGUGAAGCCAAUGUCCGCGAACUGCAUCAGCUGCAGAAUGAAAAAUGCCACUUGUUGGUUGAGCAUGAGACUCAGAAACUGAAGGAGUUAGAUGAGGAACAUAGCCAAGAAUUAAAGGAGUGGAGAGAGAAAUUGAGACCUAGGAAAAAGACACUGGAAGAAGAGUUUGCCAGGAAACUACAGGAACAGGAAGUAUUCUUUAAAAUGACUGGGGAGUCUGAAUGCCUUAACCCAUCAACACAGAGCCGGAUUUCCAAAUUUUAUCCUAUUCCCAGCUUGCAUUCCACCGGAUCAUAACACUGGGAAGCAUUCUGUGCGUGGGUUUGGCUCUUUCAGUAUGUCAUUCUGUUCUCAUCUUCUGCCACAGUCUGUCAGAUAGCUCACGAAGACAAUCACCUGCCUCACCUUCUAGGUGUUUUCUUUUUUUGUUUUUGUUUUGUUUUGUUUUGUUUUUAAGCAAAGAUGAAGGGAAAACGAACUAAGACAGAUGCUAGGCCGUGUUGGCAAAGUAGCAUCUUGGUGACUAAGGUGACUGUGUAUAUGCAUCUUAAAAAUUAUGUUCUUAUAGACACUGCUACCUGAAAACUGUUGGAGAAAUAAUGUUUAAAGUUAUUUAAGAAAAACUGUUACAUCACUAAGUAUUAAUAAAUUCUUCUUACCUGACGUAACUUCUCAAUGAUGCCUAAAUUCUGUAGUUGAAGCUCUGCUGUAGAGAGUUGGGAUUAUUUUCUUUUGGUGGAUCAGCUCUCAUAAAAAAGCUAUGAUUUGCUCAAAUAUGCUAUUGACUCAGUAAAUGAAUAUAUUUUUUUCUUUAAAUAGGAACAACCUCUUUUU
Messenger RNA from Nomascus leucogenys (northern white-cheeked gibbon), 4848 nucleotides. RefSeq names its product STE20 like kinase (gene SLK). Gene Ontology annotation, molecular function: protein serine/threonine kinase activity; protein binding; ATP binding. NCBI's taxonomy places the organism in Eukaryota, Metazoa, Chordata, Mammalia, Primates, Hylobatidae. Gene Ontology annotation, biological process: protein phosphorylation. The record is from RefSeq and is a predicted model, not a curated record.